GGAGGGUGCGUAGGGGUGGCAGGCGAGGGUGGAGGAUGCAGAAGGGUGGUGGCCGAGCAGGGAGGACGCGCAGGGGGGUGGGUGAGAAGGCGGAACUGGCUUUUUUCAUUAAUUGCAAAAUAACAAAAAUGCAAAUAAAAAUCGCCGGUCAGCGAAUUCAUAGAUAAUGAGCGGAGUCAAAUUAUGUGCAGUUAGUGUUCAGCGUCGGCCGCGAGCACACGACCUCAACAUGGACAAGCAUCGAAGGCACUUUCACGAUUCGAGCCCCGAGUGCGGUCCGACCCGCGGGGAGACCAUGCGACACGUGCUGCGACGCAUUAUGCCCAACCCCAGUUCUGUGUGUCAGUGGACUUUGGAGAAGACGUGGGACCUCAAAGGCGCAACCAACAAACGUUUAACGAUUGGAUUGGACGCCACCCGAAAAUUCCACGUGUAUGCUACCAUCACAGGAAACAGUGGGCUAGGUGUGCACCUCUCUCUACCCGAGCUCAAGUAUUUGCUCAGCGAAGAGUGUCGCAAGAGAGUUAUGGGCCAUUUUAAGGUUCCGCAGUCCCCUGGAACAUGCCACAUUGUUGGAAACUGUGCUUUUCACUGUGUAAAAAAAACAGAGGAUUCGCCGGCCCUCAAGAUAUCACGUUCGGACGGACAUCAAUUCCAUACUACUCUCGGCAUUAUAUCGGCCUCCAGGAUGUAUGAGCUGAUGCCCAUGUUGUUGCAUUUCGUAGCAAUAUUGGAACGCGAGGCAAUUAAGGUCGAAGAAUGGCUACUGUGUGCCAUAGCAAAUGUAAAAGAAGACGCGUCUAAAAUGGGAAUAGGCACCAUACGUUCUGAAACAAACGCACAACAGGCUGUUUAUAAAUCGGGACUCUCUCUGGUCUCCGAAUGCGCCCCAUCAAGCAAUCGCAAAACUGAAUUUCAAUUGGAUAUGUUCUUCCGCCAUAAUGUACUCAUGAGUAGAAUGGCGUACGAUUUUCUUGAAUUAUUCAUGUAUUAGCCAAUGUAUUAAUGGAUCUGGAAUAAAAGAUGAAACGAGAUGUA
Messenger RNA from Frankliniella occidentalis (western flower thrips), 1038 nucleotides. RefSeq lists its product as uncharacterized. Lineage: Eukaryota; Metazoa; Arthropoda; Insecta; Thysanoptera; Thripidae. The coding region runs from base 167 to 994 and encodes 275 amino acids. The transcript is spliced from 2 exons. The record is from RefSeq and is a predicted model, not a curated record.